CAGGCCACUGGAAGGAAGUCUGCCAGAGACAUUCUGACAAGUGUGUACUAGUAGUGUGUGGCCAGUAUCGUCGUCUCGCAUAAGCCAAAACCUUUGAAAUGCGCUUCUUUGUGGUUCUAGCCACCUGCCUUGCCGUAGCGUCGGCCGAUAUCGGGCUCAAGCUGCGCCAGGGAGCAGCGGCCGGUAGCAGUAGCUACGCCGGUAGCCAAGGCACAGUGAGCAUCGAUUACUCACCCACCGUCUUCGAAGAUACGGUCGUCGAUGGAGCUGCAUCCGGUGCCAGUGCUGGCUCAUACGCUGGAGCCGGCUCGUAUGGCGGCGCUUCCUCCGGAGCGUCCAGCAAUGCCUACGCAGGCGCUGCCAGCGGUGCUCAAUACAACCAGGCGGGACUUUUUGGCGGUGCUGGUGCAUCUGCCGAUUUGUCUGCAUCGGCCGGCUCAUUCGGUGGGGCCGGUUCAUUCGCAGGAUCUAACGCUAACAGCUUCGCCAGUAGUGGCGCGUUCGGCUCGUCUUCGGCCGGUGCAUCCGCCUUUGCCCAAGCCAAGACGGUGGUCCGCUAUGAAGCCCCGGUGAUCAAGAAGAACUUCUACUACCACGUAGCGCAGGACGAUGCGAUUGCUGAAACCGAAACCAAAACCCUCACCAUCACGCCUCGCAAGCACUACAAGGUCAUCUUCAUCAAGGCCCCGUCUGCUAGCGCCAACGCCGGUGCAUCGUCCAAGGCAGCCAGCCAAACGGAAGAGAAGACGAUCGUCUACGUGCUCGUCAACAAGCCGGCUAAGGCAAACGCCACUAGUGAGGCCGAGGCAGGCUCUUACUCCUCUGGUAAGCCGGAGGUAUACUUCGUCAAGUAUCAGGGUGCUCAGGCUACCUCUAGUUCAAGCUCUAAAUCGCAAUCGGGUGGAUCGAUUGCCAUCAGCGAUGCCAAUGUUUACUCUGCUGCUGGAGCCAAUGCUUACUCUGGCGCUGGUGCUGGAUCCGGUAAUGUUGGUGUUAACGCUGGUGGGACUUCAUUCGCUAAUGCUGGUGCAUCGGCCGGUGCUCGCAGCGAUGUGCUGGUUGGUUCGGGCGGAAACAACGGUUUUAAAAUUGCCUCUGCUGGAGCCUCUGCUGCAGCCGAUUCCGGAACCUCUGAGAACUGGUCGUGAGUGAUAGUAAUGAUGUAAUAGGAUGGAGUUUUGUUUGUAAGAUUAGUAAAAAGAAGCCAGUAAUUGUAUCAUAAUAAAAGCGUAU
This is a messenger RNA of Anopheles arabiensis, 1233 nucleotides long. RefSeq names its product fibroin heavy chain-like. Bases 99 to 1148 code for a protein of 349 amino acids. The transcript has 2 exons. The record is from RefSeq and is a predicted model, not a curated record. Lineage: Eukaryota; Metazoa; Arthropoda; Insecta; Diptera; Culicidae.